Messenger RNA from Rubroshorea leprosula, 655 nucleotides. The record is from the annotation of a GenBank genome assembly. NCBI's taxonomy places the organism in Eukaryota, Viridiplantae, Streptophyta, Magnoliopsida, Malvales, Dipterocarpaceae.
GACGACGGGUGCUGAGGGAAGAAGGGAGGGGAGAAGGAGAAUGAACGAAAGAGCGAAAGCGAAUGCAAUAAGGGCGGGAAUAGUGGUGAUUGGAUCCUUGGCGUUCGGUUAUUUGAGCUUUCAGAUUGGGUUCAAGCCUUUUCUUGAGAAAGCUCAAGAAUUUGACUCUCUUCAACAGUCUUCUCACUCAUCUUCAAAAUCCCAAGAAGAAUAACCCCCCAAACCCAUCCAUCAUAGUAGCAUCCGGAUGGAUGCAGAAGAAAAUGAUGAACGACAUUGGAUGGAGAAUUGGGAUCAAAAGCAUGGUAUGGCUGUAGCUCAAGUUUCUUUGGGGUUGAAGAAGUUUUGGUUGAAUAAAUGAACUUCCGAGUUGAGCAGCAUUUAUGCUAGAAGACCUACAGCUUUCUUUUAGAAGAUCCUGCAAGGGUGAGAGCAUUCUCUGGUUACCCAGUUGAGUAGUGUUAGGAUUUCUUAAUACAAAUGAUGUAUGGCCCUGAGUACCUGGACCCUUGGUAAGUUUGUGCAGUGGCUAUGGGCAUGAAGAAAGACUUCAUAAUCUCUUCUCCCCUAGAUCAAUUCUUAAACCAAUUAUGCAUUUAUCCAAUGUCUUGAGGAUUCUUGAUGAAUUUUUGAUAAUUAAAUAUGACUUUCAUAG